UAUAUAAGUGAUCGUGCGAGAGUAUUAAAAGCCAGAAUCGGACGUAAACUGAGAGGUAAUAGAGCAUCAAUUAUCAAUGCAACUUCGGAAUCUUUUUCGAUUCCUUCUCGCUCUGAUAGCAGCGAUCGAAGUGACAUCGAAACCUAUAAAGGAUUUCAGAUUAGUGAUUCAUAAUGAUACAGGAUCCAGGACCAUCUGGCAGAACAUCGGGACACGCAGUUUUUACGGACCUUGGGAUAUGUCGGUAAAACGAAACGGGGAUUACGUCGAUUACAACGAUUAUGGUGUUCCUAUUGAACACUUUCGGCCUAAUUUGCUAUCAUACGAUGACGUACCGAUGUCUAACGGAUAUGUCAACGCGCUGCCUUCGGUUUACGAUAGCGCUUUGCCGGAAUUUAACACGUUAUUCAGUUCCGUGGGCCUUGCUGAUUUCCGCACUGGAGUUCGCACCGGUUUGGAUCAAUCAAAAUACUGAUGACUUCAAGGAACCCUAUUCCGAGAAUAUUGCUUUUUAGAAAAUCGAUGAAGAUAUAGAAGAGUCUGAUGUCUCUGUGAUUCUAAAGUCACAGCGAGAAAGAGAGAGUGUGUGUGUGUGUGUGUAAAAUUGUAUAAAAUAAAG
Messenger RNA from Camponotus floridanus (Florida carpenter ant), 619 nucleotides. RefSeq lists its product as uncharacterized. NCBI's taxonomy places the organism in Eukaryota, Metazoa, Arthropoda, Insecta, Hymenoptera, Formicidae. Bases 77 to 475 code for a protein of 132 amino acids. The record is from RefSeq and is a predicted model, not a curated record. The transcript is spliced from 2 exons.